AACUACCAUAAAAUCUAUGAUAUUCUAGAGAAAUUAAAGCCAACUCCCUAUAAAUUCUAAUAAGAGCGACCGCUGUUUUGCGAUAUGCAUGCAUUAAUAAACUGUAUGUUUAUUUAUUAAGAUGAUAUUAGAGACGUGUCUCAAAGAAAGCUGACGCUUCUUACGAUCUCCCUGAUGAAUGCAUACUGCACGUCCAGAUACUUCAUCUGCUGAUGGGUCCAUUCCUCUUCCACGUAAUGGAUGCAAGAGAUGUUGUCCUUCAUUACCAUGAAAGGAGUGCUAGUUCUAACCACAUCCAAUUCACCCAGGAAGUUUGUUAACAACAAACCUUCAUUGACUGCAUAGCAAAGGACUCCUAUCUCAACUUCGAUCGACGGCAGACUGACCGUCUGCUCACAUUUCAUUUUUUUAUUUACAAGUAGUUUUAUUAAGGCAUUUAAAGCUCACAUUUCGUUGACCACGAAAUAAGAUUACCGAAGAUCAUUUAAGCGUAGCCUGAAACAGAUCUUCGAUCAUAGGAGUCGUUGGCAAAAUCUGUAUCAGCAUAUCCGAUGAGUAGUUCUGAUUUCACGUUUCUGAAUACCAACUCCCGUAUCGGUCGUACCUCGAAGGCAUAGCAGAACACGCUUUAGGCCCUGCUAGUGCCUAUCCGUCAGACUGGCCUGGUACUUGCUCAUUGCGCACCACAGAUAUCUGGCCUCGGAUAUGUCGCCAGGUAUUGUAGACAACCGAUCAAUUCUUUCAACGGCUGUUAGGUGAUAACCUUACCAUCGUUCACCUUCGUCCAGCGAACGCUCGUGUCAAGUGGUGUGCCUGCGGGUUUGCAAUCGGCCAUACCAAAUCGCUGCAGAACCUUCUCGACAUAUCCUGAUGACACUCGAUGACACUCUUUCCGAAGUCUCGCUUGAUAGCUAUUCCGAGGAAAGUGUUGACUUCUAGAAGAUCCUUCAUCUGGAUGUCAUCCAUGUACAGGAUGAGGGUGAGUCCUCGUUUGCAAGACCGGUAAACGCAGUGGUCACUCUUCAACGGAUAGAAACCAAGCUUUCUUAUCUCGUCGUCGAAUCGCUGGUUCCAACGAUCCGAUCCGCUUGCUUCAAGCCGUAGAGGCUCUUCCUCAAUCGAACGACCUUCGAAUCGCCGACAUCGAUAAACUCUUUUAAAUUUCCGUUCAGAAAGACAGUUUUGACGUCCAUCUGAUGAACGACCAUAUCGAAUUCAUUCACUAGCGCCAGGAUGUCACAUUUAAAACACUCGGGUGGGCAGACGAAAACGCGAGUGGAUUUUUUUUUCUUUCUUUUCUUUUUACCAGAACGCGCGUUCGCGUUGCUAUGGGUUUCAGACCAAAAGUGCAUAGGGUUACCAACGGACAAAUAUUGCAAUAAAUUUUACUUUUUUUUUAAAUUUAUUAUUACUUUUUAUUUUUGCAUUUCUUAUUUUAUUACUUCUAGUUCUAGUACAUUAUCCUACACUCGCUCGCGCGUUUUCUGUCGUGGAAGCUAGCAGCGAAAUCAACUCGAUGAAGUCAACUGAAUUAUAGAGCUACGGCUUGGCGAUUUGGCGUAUUGGUAAGGUGUCGGAGAGAUAGUCAGAGGACUCGAGUUCGAUUUUUUGACGAGGCGAUUUUUUUUUUCAUUUCCCGUUCAUGAUCGAUGCAUUUUACACUAAACAAUGAGUCGAGGAUCCAUCAAUCAAAGCAAUAACACAAUAAUGUAUGUCUGUUUGUAUUAUACAAACAAUUCUUCCACACUCAUACAUGUUUCUGGGGCUUUGUUUGACGUAAGAUGCUACUAGCGGUAUAAUGCGGAGAUCAAAAUAAUUGAUCAUGAAUGGUAAAUGAAAAAAAAAACCGCCUCAACUUCGAAUCGAACUCGAUUCUUCUGAUUACCUCUCCGACACUUAGCCAAUAUAAUAAAUCAUCAGCCGGUGUAAACUAUCAAGCUGUAGCUCUAUAAUUCAGUUAACUUCAUCGAGUUGAAUUCGCUGCUAGAUUCUACGGCAGAAAAUGCCCAUCAUACCCAAUCAAUGGUGCUCUGUUCGCCCCGAGUCAACAAGUUAAAGUAAAAACGCGUUUUACAAUUGAUUAUGGUGAGAAAUCAAACAUUUAAUGAUGGUGAAAAUUGAGCAACACUGUGUACAUCAAUUUGUAGUGCUUCCAUUAUAGAUCAAGAUGAUUUAAAUAGGUCAUUUUCCAGAGCUCAAAAAUUUAUAACAUUUUAGUCAGUAUUGAGAACCAAGUUGCUUUUUUUAUAUUUCUGUAAAGGUGAUAAGGAAAUUUCUUUUUAGCUGAAAAAAAGCUGAAAAGAGGGGUGCCUAGUUCGCCUCGGGUUUUCGUUAUGCCCUUAUCUCCCCUAUAUGUAAAAAUCGUACUUGACCCAUAAAUAGAUUAGAAAGUAGGGCACAUUUCUAAUAGGGUAUUUUCGAAUAAAAUUAAAUUCAAAGGGGAAUUUAAAAUUGAAAGGUUUCGCUUCUGAUAACGUUAAGAAAUAUUCAAAUGGGAAGAAUGUUUGGCAAUUAUUGCUUCUAAAAACAAAAAGGGGUUACUCACUAGGAUUUACGAUCGUUCCAAUUUUCUGUAUUCCUACCGAACAUAAACCAAAUCACGAUAAAUUGAAAAGGUUCGGACACGUUUCCUCGAUUGCAUUUUCCUUCUUCACUCCACUUUCCACUACACCAAACACCUUAUAAUUUUCCAUUUUUUUUAAUCAAAUGAGGGCAAACGAAUUUCUUGAUUAGAUUCACUGAAUUUUACGUUUCGAAACUACGCACCAUCUAGUUAACCCGAAAGCAAACCACAGACUCGUUUGAAGUUCCACGAAAACUGAAAUUUUUCGUCGUUACGCUCUUACACGCCGAUUUCAUUUCACUUUUUAUCAGCUUUUUCUAACCACGUUUGGCUGCGUCCUGAUCCUGAUCCAACUCCGACAAAAUUUCUCGAAUGUUUUGUAAACAAGCGCGUUGUUUUGGUGUUUUCCGGCAUCAGCGGCUCCAAAAAAUUGCAAAAUUUAUCGUUUUUCGUGUGAAUUAUGCGCUAAAUCCCUCGAAAUAUCAUGACUUCAGACACCCAGAUCAUCAAACUUAUCGAGGAAAUACUUGGUGAGAAAACCAACGAUUAUGACUAUGAAGGGCCUAUGGUGGACGAUGUCGAGCUGCAGAAGCGGGCCGACGAGGGCUACAAGAAGUUUACCGGCGCGUUCGGUUCGAUGCCGCAGGAGACGAAGGAAGCGGCCCUGCGCCAGUAUCUGAUCUACGUGGCCGGCAUUAAUCACCGGCACAAGGUGAACCGGCACAUGCAGGUGCUGAACAAGCUGGUCGGGAUGAACAUCAUUCCGGCCCGAUUGCUCUGCGAACAGAUCAUGAGUUCCGAAAAGCUGAUCUUCCAGAACCAGAGCUUCUGGAUCGAGUGUUUUCAGGUUGUCCGUAAGAUAAUCAGCGGUGUCGACUACAAGGGUGUCCGGGAGAUCAUGAAGUGCUGCAAGGAGAAGGCAUUGUCGUUCCCAUCCGCCAUCAGUUCGAGCAUCUUGCCCCAGAUGCUGGAACUGACCGAAGUGAUUGAGCACAUAUUCAACCGGAACGCAUGUCUUCUUCCGGCGUACUUCAUUAUCAACGAGAUUCAGAAGGCGGAUUACCAGGACACCCACUGGCGAAUUGCCAAUUUGAUUGCAAACUUCAUCGAGGAGUUUGUGAUCGUGGCGCAGAUGUUGUCCAUAAUUGGGCACUCGUCGAUGCUGCCGAUUGUGGAGCACUCCUCAUACGCGGACAACUUGAUUAAUCCAUGGAAGCUCGAUCCAAACACGUUGAAGCUUUCGCUGCGUGGCAAUUUGCCCUACGAAUCGGAACUAUUGCAGCCACAAACUAAGCUGUUGAGAUUCGUUCUGGAACAGCCCUAUUCGAGGGAUAUGGUUUGCUCAAUGUUGAAUCUUCAAAAACAGCACAAACAAAAGUGUGUCGCAUUGGAGGAGCAGUUGGUGUGGUUGGUGAUUUGCGCCAUGGAAUGUUCGGAAAAAGAACCGGCCCACACCGGAGAAGGAGAGGACAUGAUCUCAAGUCACACUCAGUGGGUUUGGUUGCAUCUCAGCUCGCAGCUCAUCUACUUUGUGCUGUUCCAGUUUGCAACGUUCCAGAACAUUGUCAAUUCUUUGCACGAAAAACUGUCUGUUCGAAAUUUGAGACGAGGUCGCGACCACCUUAUGUGGGUUCUGCUCCAGUAUAUUUCAGGAAGCAUCCAACGCAACUCCAUUUCCAACUUUCUUCCCAUUUUGAAACUAUACGACAUUCUCUAUCCGGAAAAAGACCCUUUACCGGUGCCGGAUUACAACAAUCCCCUCUGCACCCAUCAAAUGGCUCCAACCUGCAUUUGGAUUCACCUUCUAAAGCGCGCUCAAUCGGAAAUGUAUAACAUCAAUCGGCCGAUUCCAACUGCUUUAAAACUCCACCACGAGUUUCUACAACAUUUGGUGAUGCCCAACAACAAUUCGACCCUGUGCAUGGGAUCAGACUACAGAAUCGCUCUGCUAUGCAACGCUUAUUCCACCAAUCAGGACUACUUUUCCCGUCCGAUGGCAGCUCUAAUUGAAACCAUUCUCGGCAAUGCGAAGAACGCUUCCAGUGGGGGAGGUGCCGGCGGCUCCCAGCAACUUCCAACUGUUCCACUGUCGAUGUGUGUCCUCGAUAGCCUCACAAUUCAUAGCAAAAUGUCGCUGAUCCACAGCAUCGUCACGCAUAUGAUUAAACAGGCUCAGAACAAGAGCACGAUUCCGAAUUCAAACAACAUGGCACCAGCGCUUGUUGAAACCUACUCACGGUUGUUGGUCUACACCGAGAUCGAAUCGCUCGGAAUUAAAGGAUUUUUGAGUCAGCUGCUGCCACAGGUUUUUAAAUCUCACGCCUGGGGAAUUCUGUACACACUGCUGGAAAUGUUCUCGUAUCGGAUGCACCACAUCCAGCCGCACUAUCGGGUCAACCUGCUGUCCCAUCUGCACUCGUUGGCAUCGGUUCCGCACACAAAUCAGAUGCAGCUGCACUCGUGUGUUGAAUCUACCGCCUUGCGUCUGAUCACCGGUCUCGGCUCGGUCGAAGUUCAAGCCCAGCUGUCCCGGUACGUGAACGAACCGAAAACACCGGGCAACAUUGUUUCGGCCGAAAGUGAGGAGCUGAACCGGGCUCUCAUUCUAACGCUGGCCCGCUCGAUGCACAUCACCGGAACGGGCAAUGACCCACAAUCGAGCACCUGGUGCAAGGAGCUUCUGGCCAGCAUCAUGCAAAAUACGCCCCACUCGUGGUCCCAACAUACGCUCCAAUGU
Uranotaenia lowii is the source of this 5300-nucleotide messenger RNA. Its product is annotated as mediator of RNA polymerase II transcription subunit 23-like. The annotation marks the transcript as partial. The transcript has 5 exons. The record is from RefSeq and is a predicted model, not a curated record. Gene Ontology annotation, cellular component: mediator complex; transcription regulator complex. Gene Ontology annotation, biological process: positive regulation of gene expression; regulation of transcription by RNA polymerase II. Lineage: Eukaryota; Metazoa; Arthropoda; Insecta; Diptera; Culicidae.